AUGCUCUCUUCUCUAGCCGCAAGUGCUCACAUCAUUGACCUCGUUCGCUCAGUGACCUAUCUCAGCCCCGGAGGCCGACCGGGCGAUAUCCUCAAGGGAACGGCUAUAUGUGAAAAGAUCGGAAAGACGCUCGCGUACACAACCGUACAGUUUUACAAUAGCAAGGGCCAGCUUGCUGCGAGAGGAAGUCAUACCAAGCAUGUUAUCCAACCCCCUUUCUCAAGCGCCAUCACUGACUAUGAAUCAAGAUUUGUUUCGGGAACUUUGGGUCCGGACGGGGCGUUUGUAGCCCCCGCGAAGUGGGCGGACGAGGUCGAUUAG
This is a messenger RNA of Trichoderma aggressivum f. europaeum, 321 nucleotides long. RefSeq lists its product as uncharacterized. Bases 1 to 321 code for a protein of 106 amino acids. The record is from RefSeq and is a predicted model, not a curated record. NCBI's taxonomy places the organism in Eukaryota, Fungi, Ascomycota, Sordariomycetes, Hypocreales, Hypocreaceae. The transcript is spliced from 2 exons.